Molecule: messenger RNA, 2383 nt
Organism: Pungitius pungitius (ninespine stickleback)
Lineage: Eukaryota; Metazoa; Chordata; Actinopteri; Perciformes; Gasterosteidae
Gene: setd6
Product: SET domain containing 6, protein lysine methyltransferase
Exons: 9
Coding region: 340-1716 (458 amino acids)
Biological process (GO): peptidyl-lysine monomethylation
Cellular component (GO): nucleus
Molecular function (GO): protein-lysine N-methyltransferase activity; protein binding
Source: RefSeq, a predicted model, not a curated record
CUAUGAAAUCGUGGGUAAUUUGCCCCCGGGCAAGAACUUAAAAGGAAAUACUCCACGAAGGGCUCAAAAUAUCUGGGAGUUAGCCCUCAUCAGACUCUUUGACUUAAAGCCCUUACAGACUCCUGGAGAAAUUUGCCUCAAAUUCAACGAGCGUGAGCGUUGGGAGUCGGCCCCUAAACACCCUAAAAGCCACGUGCCAUGUCCACACUGUUGUCCUGCAAGUCAACACUUCGGUCAAAUGAAACCCUUUCUCCGCCAUAGUCCGCGUGCUCGGACCAGCUCUUCGUAAAAACUGCGCAGAGACCCAGUGAGUCCUGAGGAAUCUAAAGUCAAACUGACAUGAUGGCAACCCAAGCGAAACGACCCAAGAUCGGUGACGGUCCAGCGAUGAAUCCGCUGCAGGACUUUCUACGGUGGUGCAACACAGUCGGCUUGGUUCUCUGCAACAAGGUGUGUGUGAGCAAAGAGGGGACCGUGGCAGAGUACGGGAUGCUGGCCACGGACGACAUUGAGGAGGGAGAGGUUUUAUUCACCGUCCCCCGAUCGGCUCUCCUCCACCAGGACACCACAGCGGUCUCCGUCGUGCUGGAGAAAGAGAGGUCCUCUCUGGAGAGCCCGUCCGGUUGGGUCCCCCUGCUGCUGGCUCUGCUCUAUGAAUACACGUCUCCGCAGUCCCACUGGAGACCCUACCUCUCUCUGUGGACCGACUUCAAGACACUGGACCACCCCAUGUUCUGGUCUAAGGAGGAGAGGGACAAACUGUUGAGGGCAACAGGUAUUCCAGAGGCUGUGGACACCGACCUGGCUAACAUUCAGAGGGAAUACACUGACGUGGUCCUUCCCUUCAUCGCCAAGCAUCCCGACCUGUGGAACCCUGACACUCACACACUGGACCUCUACACCCAGCUGGUGGCCUUCGUCAUGGCCUACAGUUUCCAAGAGCCACAAGAGGAGGAGGAGGAGGAGGAGGAUAGUGACGACGACGACGACAAGGCCCCAAACCCACCAAUGAUGGUUCCCAUGGCCGACAUGCUUAACCAUGUGUCUAAUCACAAUGCUAAUCUGGAGUUUACACUGGACAGUUUGAAGAUGGUUUGCGUGCGCCCGAUCCGCAGAGGCGAAGAAGUGUUUAACACCUACGGCCAGAUGGCCAACUGGCAGCUGCUGCACAUGUACGGCUUCACGGAGCCUCAUCGGGGGAACAGCAACGACACCGCCGACAUCCCCGUCCGCAACUUCUACAAGGUCGCCGCACAAGGUGCUCAGUCCGAACUGGACCGGCAGCUGGUGGAGGAGAAGGAGGUGGUGCUGCGUCAGGUGAUGCAAGAGAAGGAAGCCUUUGUCUUUGGGAAAGAAGGCUGCCUUACAGACUCAGAGCUACAGAGUGCGCUCAAGGUGCUGUGCAUGUCAAAGGAGGAUUUCUCAGAGUUUAAAGACAACGAAGGAUGGGAGGAAGAUGAGGACGAAGACGUUUCUCUUGCUUUCUCUAACGAGGGUCUGCCUGGAUUGAAGGCUUCCUGGAAGUGGCUCAUCCACAGGGCUGCAGGUCUGACUCUGAAGUCCUACGAGGAGGAGCAGGAUGUGAAGAGCGACCAGGAGCUGAUGGAGGACAGGGUGGCGUUUGAAGGACUGAGCAGCAGGAAGCGUAACGCCCUGCAGGUGCGCUGUGGACAGAAGAGCAUCCUGCACAGGCUGAUGGAGCUCACUGGCUCGUGACUCCGGCUGUAGAGAACUUUUCUUAAAUGUUUAUCACUGGCAAUAAAAGUUGUUUUUCCUGAAGGCAUCAUUUGCAAAUUUAAAUACAAACACUUGAGAGAAGCAAAUUGUAGAAGCAUGAGCAGAUUUUUUUAAGAUCACCCUUCUGACUGUAAACAGUAGCCAUCAGGUACAUUACAAGCCAACAUCUAUUCUAAGGUACUUUCGGUGGGAAAAUUGAAUAGUGGUUUGAAAGGGCAACAUUUGCAGCUGGUAUUAGUAACUUGAUGGUUUACACCUCACGGGUUGGGAGAAUAGCCGAAAAAGGUAAAAUCUGGAUAAGAGUUUCUCCUCUUGAAAUUUUCUAGUCUACAAAUCUUAAGCAAAAGACAGCAUGUUCUCUGGAUAAACCCAACAAAGUGUCAGUUUUUCGAAAGUAGGAACACAUUGUGUUUGGUGAAACUCAUUUAAACCUUGAUUACAACUUUAAUGAACAAGAUAUGUUAACCAUAUAUAGGAAUGAACGGCAUAACAUUCGUCCUGAAUGAACACAGAUGGCUUGCAGUUUGAAUGCUUUAUUUACUGUAUGUAUGCAUACUGCAGUUAAGUAGCAAGAACUAAAGGCAAACUAGAAAGGACUACAAAAUACAACACAUGGACCAAUACAUUUACAAAACAUUCAAAAUGU